Messenger RNA from Entrophospora sp. SA101, 270 nucleotides. Lineage: Eukaryota; Fungi; Glomeromycota; Glomeromycetes; Entrophosporales; Entrophosporaceae. The record is from the annotation of a GenBank genome assembly.
AUGAACCAGAUAACUACUGAAAUGAAAUUAGGAAAAUUUGGAACUAGCAGUGAAUUGCUUUCACAGAUGUCUGACCCUGACAAGUUGCAACAACAAGUGAGAACUGACAGGCACAGAAAUUCCAAUAUUAUAGUUGGACAAAUUACAGGAUACAUGUCAGAUAAGGAAUUGAAAUAUGGAGCGAUCACAACAUAUGAGAGAACAUGUACAACUGAAGAUGAAAGUGAGGAUUCAGGAUCUGACUAUUCAAUAAAGGAAAAAAACAAAUAG